Molecule: messenger RNA, 1038 nt
Organism: Populus nigra (black poplar)
Lineage: Eukaryota; Viridiplantae; Streptophyta; Magnoliopsida; Malpighiales; Salicaceae
Exons: 7
Coding region: 125-859 (244 amino acids)
Molecular function (GO): nucleic acid binding
Source: RefSeq, a predicted model, not a curated record
GUCUCUGUAUAACGUCGUCAUCUGUUUCUCAAGGUCAAGGCUGCCAAAAAUUCCACCACAAAAAAAAAAUAAAAUCAGAGAUCAGAUCUAAAUUAAUUAGCUAAAAGAAAAGAAGAAAGCAAUAAUGGCGACUCUUGAGGUUCUUCAGAUGGUUGAAGAAGGUCUCCUUUCAUCUCCUCCAAAAGCUGAAAAUGAAAAACCCCGAGAUUUGUCCAUCGAGAAGAAGAUCGAUUUCCUUGAAAGCUUGACUGGAAGAGUUAGCAACCGUCGAUCUCGGAGAUGGUUAAAUGAUCGAUUGCUGAUGGAGCUUGUGCCUCGUUUAGAUGCAGAAGAAAUUAGAGGCUUGUUUGCUCCACCACCUUGGGGUGAUGAUGUGCCACUGUCACCAUUUUGCAUGACUAAUAUUGGAGAGUGGGACAAGUUUAGGAAUAUAGACAUGGACAAGCAGGCUAAUAUUAUUGACAGACUAAAUAGGAGGUCUGUCAAAAGGGAAGGUCAUGUUGAUGCUGAUAAGAUGGCUGUCAUGAAUGCAUGGCAUAGAAUAGAUUGCCGAACUAGAGAUGCACUUCGUCGUAGCUUCCUUGUAGAACUUAUUGAGAGCUAUGAGGCAUGCAUCCGGGUUUUCAUUCAAGAUGGUGGAGAUGAAGUUCUAUCAUUACGGGUCCAAGAUCCCUUUCAUAGAUUGUUGCUGCAUGGCGUCUGUGAGUUCUACAACUUGGCCUCAGUGACUGAGACAGAGUCAAAGGAUGCAGAGUCAUUUAAGACGACAAAAAUAAAGAAGAAGAAAAUGGCUGUAGUUGAGCUCCCGAAUAUCACUCUUUCCAAUUUUUUGAGAAUGUCCAAGGAAGGUGUAUGGUAGCUCCAAUGGGAUGGAUCUCCAAUUGAUGUAUGUAAAUAAAGUUGGGAUCCAUGAUAAAGCCUGACUUAUGGAUGCAAUAUUUUAUUAUGAUGGGCCAGCCUGUUCAUUUUGUAUCAUUGAUAACAUUUUAGGUUAUAUUUGUUGGCACAAAUGUCAGUAAAUCAAGGCUAUUUAGCAAA